Podospora pseudopauciseta is the source of this 2407-nucleotide messenger RNA. RefSeq names its product triacylglycerol lipase (gene TGL3). Gene Ontology annotation, biological process: lipid metabolic process. The record is from RefSeq and is a predicted model, not a curated record. The transcript has 4 exons. Gene Ontology annotation, molecular function: triacylglycerol lipase activity. Lineage: Eukaryota; Fungi; Ascomycota; Sordariomycetes; Sordariales; Podosporaceae. The coding region runs from base 1 to 2271 and encodes 756 amino acids.
AUGGCGUUUCAGUGGUUCGUCGGUUUGUUGGGGGCGGUGUACACCAUUUUGUUGUCGUCUCUGUUUGGGACUGGGAGUGCCGAUUCUGGUCCGGAUACGAGGAUACGGUUUGAAGAGGUUGAGCAGCAGCAACAGCAGCAGGAGCCAACAGGCACGGCUGGUGGUGGUAAACGUCCCAACAACACCCGUCAUCAUCAUCAACACCACGGAAGGGGGCCAAAGCUGUUUUUGUUGUCGGCGUGGGACAUGCUGCUUGACGUGCUCUCUUUUUGGCGGCAGAAAAUCAUAACCCACUACACCAACCCCACCCCCUUGACCCUCUACCUCUCCGCCCUCCACUCCGCCAGAACGUUUGAACAGUGGGAGGAGGCGGCGCUCAAUCUGGAUACGUUGCUCGGGCUGGACCUCUGGAGGAACAACCCUGUCUCUUCGCACUACGACUUCAAGCUGAUCAAUGAGCGGCUGGUGAGUAUUGAGAUUGCGAGGGAGACGGGGGACGUGCACUCGCUGGUUAACCUGCUGAGGAGUGGCUUGGUGAGGAACUUGGGGAAUAUCACCGCCACGAAGUUGUACAAUCGGGCGUUUGCGGGGACAAAGUUUUUGAUUGAGGAGUAUGUUAGGGCUGUGGCGGAGGGGGUGGAGGAUAUUAAGAGCUUGCCUUCGCCGGGGGAGACGUCGGCGGUGGGGUAUGUUGUUGAUGGUGGUAGGGGAGUUCCAAGGGGUGGUGGUGUCGCGAGGCAGGGGCAUCAUGUUAGUUUUGAGGAUAAUAAUGGGGAGAGUAGCACCGGUGGGGAGGGGAGCAGUAGCGGUAAGGAGAGGAGGCAGACGCUUAGUGUGAUGACGACAAGGGGGGAGAGUACUGCCGCUGGAGGGGGGAAUGGGACGCCAAAGGUGGACUGGGGGGGUCUGAGUGUUGCUAGCCCCCCCGGCGGUAGUCAUUUGCCUGAGGGGGGGAGGAUGGUUGCUACCAUGUCUACGCAGGCGAAGCUGGAUUUUAUACAUGAUACGAGACAGGCUUUUGGGAGGACGGCGUUGGUUUUGCAGGGGGGGGCGAUUUUCGGUUUGUGUCACUUGGGGGUGGUGAAAGCUUUAUUUUUGAGGGGGCUGUUGCCGAGGAUUAUUGUGGGCACGGCGACGGGGGCGUUGAUUGCUGCGUUGGUGGCGGUUCAUUCCGAGGAGGAGCUGCCGAGGGUGCUGAAGGGGGAUGGGAUUGACCUGAGCGCGUUUGCGAAGCAGGGGCAGGAUCCGGUCAAGCAUAACCAGGGGUUAAGGGAGUCGAUGUGGUCGAGGUGGGCUACGCUGGUGAGGAGGGUGCGGAGGUUUAGGAGGGAGGGCUAUUUUCUGGAUGUGAAGGUGUUGGAGGAGUGUAUCAAGAGUAACAUUGGGGAUUUGACCUUUGAGGAGGCGUAUCAUCGGAGCAAGAGGGUGUUGAACAUCACGGUUGCUACGGCUGGGCAUGGGGGUGUGCCGACGUUGUUGAAUUACUUGACGGCUCCUAACGUGCUAAUCUGGACCGCCGCCGUCGCCUCCAACGCCUCCACACCCACCUUCUACGGCCAUCGUCAAACCAAGAUCCUCUGCAAAGACUCCCAAGGCAACAUCGUCCCCUGGAAGCCCGCCAACGAAGUCGACUUCAACCACUGGACCAACGCCUCCUACACCGAGCAAGAAUCCCCCCUCCUCCGCAUCGCCGAGCUCUUCAACGUGAACCACUUCAUCGUCAGCCAAGCCCGCCCCUACCUCAUCCCCUUCCUCCAAAGCGACAUGCACGGCCCCUCCAUGGUCGAAACCCGCAACAAGACCAUGUCUGGCAUGGCCUUCAUCAUGCGCAUGGUCGGCCUCGAGCUCCGACACCGCCUCCGCCAGCUCGACACGCUCCAGCUGCUCCCGGCGGGUAUCCGUCGGUUCCUUGUGGACGAGCGGGUGCCGGGCGCGAGCAUGAUGCUUGUUCCCGAGGUGACGGCUGGUGACUUUGUCCGGCUGAUGGAAACCCCCACCAAGGAAACGCUGGAGUAUUGGAUCCUGAGGGGUGAGCGUAGUGUCUGGCCGGCUGUGGCGGCGCUCAAGAUUCGCUGUGCGGUGGAGGAGGAGCUGGAUAGGGCUUACCAGGUUGCCAGACGGCUCAAGGCUGGGGGGUUAAGGAGGAAGACGAGUCAUAUGCAGACGCCCAUGUUGGGCGCUUUAGAGAACCCGGAAUUGGGGGUUGAGCAGGAGAGGAAGGAAAGGUUCAGGGCUCAUAGCGCCAGUGCGAGAGGUUCACCUACUGCAUGAGAAAGUUCGUGGGAGUACUUGGGAUAGGAGUUAUCGAAUGGGUUUUUUUCUUUUUUUCUUUUAGAUGGUCAAGAGACGGGACGGCGGGGUACACCGUCAAUGUAUUUUAACGCACAAAAGGUGUUUGUUGUCUUCA